Messenger RNA from Oldenlandia corymbosa var. corymbosa, 2051 nucleotides. NCBI's taxonomy places the organism in Eukaryota, Viridiplantae, Streptophyta, Magnoliopsida, Gentianales, Rubiaceae. The record is from the annotation of a GenBank genome assembly.
ACUAGUAACUAAAUUAUAACCUUACUGAUUUUACAUCGCAUCAAAUUGGGGAAAAAAACUAAAAAAAGGACCAUAAUGAAAUUUGGAGUUUCAACUAAAAGGAACAUGAUUUGAUACUUAGGGGGAGGAGAGUUUGAGAGUCAAUGGGGAUCCACACGUGUCAACAGUUGAUGCAGCCAAGAGAAAUGAGAUUCUUUAGUCUACCCUCCUUCCUCCCACCACUACUAAAAAUUUUCUUCCUUUGCUUUCUCCAGUUUCCAGUUUCCCUUCUGUUUUCUUUCCCUUUGGUUUAGUUUAAUCAAUCAAUCCAUCCCAUCCACAUGUAAAGUCUGAAGCCCCCACCCCUCCUCCCUCCUCCCCAAGUUCCUGUCUCUUGCCCUUUUUGAUUCUGUACAAACUUCAUUGGCCGCUACCUUUUCUUAUUUUUUUUACCCAUUUUGGAGAUAUGUUCCCGACACGGUGUCGUUUACUUGUCUUCUUCUUCUUUGCUCUCUCUUCUCUUGGAUUUAUCGACGCCAGCGCCGGUGAUGCUGAUCCGAUUUACCGAUCCUGUGUAGAUCAAUGUGAGAAGACUGGUUGCGUCGAUGGCAAAUGUUUUCAACACUGUAAUUUUUCUGAUGGGAACGCCACUGAUGGUCCGUGGUAUCUGCAGGAGCCUAUGUACAUGAGGUGGAAAAAAUGGGACUGCCAAAGUGACUGCAGAUACCAAUGCAUGCUUGACAGGGAGGAAGAGAGGAAGAAGCUUGGUUAUAAACCUGUGAAAUAUCACGGGAAGUGGCCAUUCUGUCGCGUGUAUGGAAUACAGGAACCUGUGUCAGUGGCUCUAUCUGUCUUUAAUCUUGCCAUGCAAUUCCAGGGCUGGGUUUCAUUUUUUAUCCUUGUCAAUUACAAGCUACCUUUCAGGCCAAAUAAAAAGACAUACUACGAGUACACUGGCUUGUGCAACAUCUAUGCUGUGUUAGCAAUGAAUGCCUGGUUCUGGAGUGCUGUUUUCCACAGUAGAGAUGUGGAUUUGACUGAGAAGCUGGACUAUACCUCCGCUGUGGCAUUACUAGGGUUCUCUCUUCUGUUGGCUAUUUUGCGUGUUUUCAGUGUGAAGAAUGAGGCAGCCAGGGUGAUGGUCUCAGCGCCUAUUCUUGCGUUUCUGAUGACUCACAUCUUGUAUUUAAACUUCUAUGAGUUCGACUAUGGGUGGAAUAUGAAAGUGUGCGUGGUAAUGGGGAUCAUUCAGCUUGUCCUGUGGGCGGUCUGGGCUGGUGUUAGCAGACAUCCAUCGAGGUGGAAGUUGUGGGUGGUGGUCUUUGGAGGAGGCCUCGCAAUGCUUCUAGAAAUAUUUGACUUCCCUCCUUACUGGGGAUUUGUUGAUGCGCACGCCCUUUGGCAUGCCACUACAAUUCCUCUCACUUACCUUUGGUGGAGUUUCAUUAGAGAUGACAGUGAGUACAGAACAUCGAUUCUCUUGAAGAAGAUAAAGUAGAGCUUCAUCGCUGCCUGGCUUGUGUAUUUUGUAACAAAGGGGAAAAGCUGCUCAGUUUUUAUUGCAUUUAAUUUAAAUUAUUUGGUAUUGACGUUUUUUUGCUUGCAUUGUGGUCAUUUCUAUGAGAUGUUCUGUGGAUGCAAGUUUCUUAGUUUUGAACCAUUUUUUGUUCCACGUGAAUGUGUAAUUGGUUUUCAAAUGUAUCAUUGAGAUGUAAAAUUUUGAUUGUUUACUUCAACUUUGGUUUGUUUGAUACUCUUUAUAGGAGUUUGAUAGUGCAAAUCCUCCCCUUUUUGUUUGGACCUGGGUCGAGCAAAAACUCAAACAGCGUUGGUGGAAUCCUGAGUCUUGACCCUUCUUUACCGGCGUAUAAUCAGCAUAACGGACCUGUCUCAGCUUAUUUCUCAACAUGAAAUCGUAUUUGGGCUGCCAACCAUCAUUUUGUGUGAUCGUAUUCUGGCUUCAGCAUAAGUUGAUUUGAUUAGGUUUUAGAACUAUUUUACAUCUGAACGUCUUUUUCCUCUGUUCUGCAUUCGACUAGAGAUUACGACUAGGUGUAAAUUUUUGAACCACC